AUGAAAACAGGAAGAAAGCAAAGAGUGACGAGAAACAAAUCAAGGAAAUACAGCGAUGAUGUUAUGAAUAACAAACAAGAUGGUAUCUGGAUUCAGGGCAACUACGUGAGAAUCAGAAUGAGUCGAAAAGUAUAAGAGGCCGAAGUGGAUUCUUGUUUCUGGUUAUCUGACAUUUCACUGCAUGCCUAUGAUGGAACGUGCGAUGGAGCAGCUCAACGUACAGCUUAGCCGGCUGACGCGGUCCCUAAGAAGAGCCCGGACAGUGGAGCUGCCAGAAGAUAAUGAGACAGCAGUUUACACGUUAAUGCCUAUGGUGAUGGCAGACCAGCACAGGUCUGUUUCAGAAUUGCUGCUAAAUUCAAAGUUUGAUGUGAAUUAUGCAUUUGGGCGUGUGAAAAGGAGCUUGCUACAUAUUGCUGCAAACUGUGGUUCAGUUGAAUGCCUUGUCUUACUCUUAAAAAAAGGUGCUAACCCAAACUACCAGGAUAUUUCAGGUUGUACACCUCUACAUUUGGCAGCUCGAAAUGGGCAAAAAAAGUGCAUGGGCAAAUUGCUGGAGUACAAUGCUGAUGUAAAUAUUUGCAACAAUGAAGGUCUAACAGCUAUUCACUGGCUGGCUGUUAAUGGGCGAACAGAACUCCUUCAUGAUCUUGUGCAACAUGUCUCCAAUGUUGAUGUAGAAGAUGCAAUGGGACAGACAGCACUUCAUGUUGCAUGUCAAAAUGGCCAUAAAACUACUGUGCUUUGUCUGCUGGACAGUGGAGCAGACAUCAAUAGACCAAAUGUAUCAGGAGCUACUCCACUUUACUUUGCUUGCAGUCAUGGUCAGAGAGACACUGCUCAGAUUCUUCUGUCAAGAGGAGCCAAAUAUCUGCCGGAUAAAAAUGGAAUUACACCACUUGACCUUUGUGUGCAGGGUGGGUAUGGUGAAACAUGUGAAAUUUUAAUACAACAUCAUAGCAGAUUAUUUCAAACAUUAAUCCAGAUGACACAAAAUGAAGAUGUAAAGGAGAGCAUGCUACGCCAAGUUCUGGAACACAUUUCACAGCAAAGUGAAGGAAGUUAUCAAAGAAUCCUGACAAGCCUUGCUGAAGUGGCAACAACAAAUGGCCAUAAGUUACUCAGUUUAUCAAGUAAUUAUGAAGCUCAGAUGAGGAGUCUCUUACGGAUUGUCCGAAUAUUCUGCCAUGUAUUCCGCCUAGGCCCUUCUUCACCAAAUAAUGGAAAUGAUAUGGGUUAUAAUGGAAACAAAACGCCAAGAAGUCAAGUUUUCAAGGUCAGAAAAGUAUAUGACGUUAGGAAGAUUGCCAUUAAUGACGAUAAAGAGAUGAGUUUCAGAAAGCAUACAAACUUAAAUCAGGCAACUCCUGAGCAGGAACCCCUAGAAUUGCUCUGGCACUCAUUGGAUGAAUGGCUAGUUUUAAUAGCUACUGAACUAGAAAAAAACAAACGAGAUCCAGCUUCAGGUGCCAGCAAUAUCACCUCCAUCCUACUGAAGCAGAGAGAAGCUACUUCCUCACCCAGAGUGGAGGUGGAGGAGGAGGAGGAGGAGGAGGAGGAGGAGGAGGAGGAGGGGGAACAUUCUUCAGAUGCAAAAACUUCCAGCCCAAAAGCAGAAGUAAACAUUGAGCAUCAGAAAGCCUGUGUUGAUGGAGAAGAUGUGAUUUCAAUGACAGCAAACCGGCUUAGUGCUGUCAUACAGGCAUUUUAUAUGUGUUGCUCCUGCCAGAUGCCUCCAGGGAUGACAUCUCCACGCUUCAUAGAAUUUGUUUGUAAACAUGAUGAAGUGCUGAAAUGUUUUGUUACAAGAAAUCCAAAAAUUAUUUUCAACCAUUUUCAUUUUCUGCUUGAAUGUCCAGAGUUGAUGUCUAGGUUUAUGCACAUCAUUAAAGCACAGCCCUUCAAAGACCGAUGUGAGUGGUUCUACGAGCACCUUCUAGCAGGCCAGCCAGACUCUGACAUGGUACACAGGCCUGUCAAUGAAAAUGACAUCCUUCUUGUUAACCGAGAAUCCAUUUUUCGUAGCAGCUGUGAAGUUGUGUCUAAAUCAAGUAAUGAGAAGCUGAAGCAAGGAAUUGCAGUGCGUUUCCAUGGAGAAGAAGGAAUGGGGCAAGGUGUUGUACGGGAAUGGUUUGACAUUCUUUCGAAUGAAAUUAUAAAUCCAGACUAUGCAUUGUUUACACAGUCAGCUGAUGGAACUACAUUCCAGCCAAACAGCAAUUCUUCUGUAAAUCCAGACCAUCUAAACUACUUCCGAUUUGCUGGUCAAAUUUUAGGACUGGCUCUUUACCAUCGCCAGCUUGUUAAUAUUUAUUUCACACGUUCCUUCUACAAACACAUUCUAGGGAUUCCAGUAAACUAUCAAGAUGUGGCUUCCAUUGACCCUGAAUAUGCUAAAAAUCUCCAGUGGAUCUUGGACAAUGAUAUCAGUGAUUUGGGCUUGGAACUCACAUUUUCAGUAGAGACUGAUGUUUUCGGUGCAAUGGAGGAGGUUCCUUUGAAGCCAGGGGGUGCAUGCAUACUGGUUACGCAGGACAAUAAGGCUGAGUAUGUCCAGCUGGUGACUGAAUUGCGAAUGACCAGAGCAAUACAACCACAAAUUAAUGCUUUCCUGCAUGGCUUCCACACAUUUAUCCCACCCUCUUUGAUACAGCUGUUUGAUGAAUAUGAACUGGAAUUGCUCCUUUCUGGAAUGCCAGAGAUUGAUGUAUGUGAUUGGAAAAAAAAUACAGAAUAUACCAGUGGCUAUGAUGAAGAUGAACAGGUUAUCCAGUGGUUUUGGGAGGUGGUGGAAUGCCUUACACAAGAAGAGCGAGUCCUUCUGUUGCAGUUUGUCACUGGCAGCUCUAGAGUACCUCACGGAGGCUUUGCAUAUCUAAUGGGUGGAAGUGGACUGCAAAAGUUUACGGUAGCUGCUGUGCCAUACACAUCCAAUUUGCUUCCAACAUCUAGCACAUGUAUAAACAUGUUGAAACUCCCAGAAUAUCCAACCAGAGAGGUCUUAAAAGACAGACUUCUGGUGGCUCUACAUUGCGGAAGUUAUGGUUACACAAUGGCAUAAUCCUGAAAUAAGGAAGACCUGUCUCCUUAUGCAGAGCAAGACACCAGAAGCAGUUAAUUUUAAAGACUUUGGUAUGUUGAGAUGAGAUGAGAUUUAAAAUUCAGUUCCAACCAAUGCAGAAAUCAU
Messenger RNA from Polypterus senegalus (gray bichir), 3187 nucleotides. RefSeq names its product HECT domain and ankyrin repeat containing E3 ubiquitin protein ligase 1 (gene hace1). The record is from RefSeq and is a predicted model, not a curated record. The coding region runs from base 182 to 3061 and encodes 959 amino acids. Gene Ontology annotation, cellular component: nucleus. Gene Ontology annotation, molecular function: protein binding; ubiquitin-protein transferase activity. Gene Ontology annotation, biological process: proteasome-mediated ubiquitin-dependent protein catabolic process; positive regulation of protein catabolic process; protein polyubiquitination. Lineage: Eukaryota; Metazoa; Chordata; Cladistia; Polypteriformes; Polypteridae. The transcript has 24 exons.